ACCCUCCGGGUUUUGCGUAGGCUGGAAGCAGCAUGUGGGUCCGCGGUGUGCCGAGCGGGGCUCGAACCCGGGGGCCGCUGCAGCCCCGGCUGCUCGGAUUUUGGCACUGCCGCGGCAGGGCCGCCUCCUUCUAUUCCGCUUCCGCCGAGCCCUCCCCGGUCCGGGCGCUGGUCUAUGGGAACCACGGCGAUCCAGCCAAGGUCGUCCAAGUCAAGAACCUGGAGCUUGCUGCCGUGGGAGGAUCAGACGUCCGUGUGAGGAUGCUGGCGGCCCCUAUCAAUCCAUCUGACAUAAAUAUGAUUCAAGGGAACUACGGCCUCCUUCCUCAGCUGCCUGCUGUUGGAGGGAAUGAAGGCGUUGGACAGGUGGUAGCAGUGGGCAGCAGCGUGUCUGGGUUGAAACCAGGAGACUGGGUGAUCCCAGCAAAUGCCGGUUUGGGAACCUGGAGGACUGAGGCUGUGUUCAGUGAGGAAGCACUGAUUGCCGUUCCCAAGGACAUUCCUCUUCCAAGCGCUGCCACCCUGGGUGUCAACCCCUGCACAGCCUACAGGAUGUUGAGGGACUUUGAGCAGCUGCAGCCAGGAGACUCUGUCAUCCAGAAUGCAUCCAACAGUGGAGUAGGACAAGCAGUCAUCCAGAUCGCUGCAGCCCUGGGCCUGAGAACCAUCAAUGUGGUCCGAGACAGACCUGACAUCCACAAGCUGACCAGCAGACUGAAGGACCUGGGAGCUGAUCAUGUCCUCACAGAGGAGGAGCUAAGAAAGCCUGAGAUAAAAACCAUCUUCAAGGACAUGCCCCAACCUCGGCUUGCUCUCAACUGUGUUGGUGGGAAGAGCUCCACAGAGCUACUGCGGCAUCUGGCGCCUGGAGGAACCAUGGUGACCUACGGAGGAAUGGCCAAGCAGCCCGUGAUAGCCUCUGUGAGCCUGCUCAUUUUUAAGGACCUCAGGCUUCGGGGCUUUUGGUUGUCCCAAUGGAAGAAGAACCACAGUCCAGGCUAAGCCAGACAUGGUGGUACUCGCCUGCAAUCUCACUACUCAGGAGACUGAGACAGGAGGAUUACCAUGAGUUUGAGUCAGCCUGGGCUGCUGAGACCUUGUCCCAGAAUAAAGAACCUGUUCGUAUCCUUUGACCUAAAUGUUCCUCCUUCCAAAUUGUGUGUUGCUUAGUAUCAAACUUUGAACUCUAUGCCUACUAGACAAGUGUUCUGCCACUAAACUCUGUCCCCAGUGAUAGUCCUACUUCCAGGAAUAGGUCCUACAUACAUGAACAUACAAGGUUACCCAUUGCAGCAGUUCUAAUAAAGGUUGUGUGGUGGCUUGAAUGAGAAUGUUCCCCAUAAGCUGCAAGUAUCUG
Molecule: messenger RNA, 1356 nt
Organism: Nannospalax galili (Upper Galilee mountains blind mole rat)
Lineage: Eukaryota; Metazoa; Chordata; Mammalia; Rodentia; Spalacidae
Gene: Mecr
Product: mitochondrial trans-2-enoyl-CoA reductase
Exons: 10
Coding region: 33-1001 (322 amino acids)
Biological process (GO): fatty acid metabolic process
Cellular component (GO): mitochondrion
Molecular function (GO): trans-2-enoyl-CoA reductase (NADPH) activity
Source: RefSeq, a predicted model, not a curated record